Molecule: messenger RNA, 8080 nt
Organism: Amyelois transitella
Lineage: Eukaryota; Metazoa; Arthropoda; Insecta; Lepidoptera; Pyralidae
Gene: alpha-Spec
Product: spectrin alpha chain
Exons: 46
Coding region: 165-7457 (2430 amino acids)
Biological process (GO): actin cytoskeleton organization
Cellular component (GO): cortical actin cytoskeleton; plasma membrane; cell junction
Molecular function (GO): actin filament binding; calcium ion binding
Source: RefSeq, a predicted model, not a curated record
CAUGACAUAUGAUUUUUUAAGGAUAGCAACACUAGUACUUAGAGUGACGCGGCUGCGUGUCGAACGAACGAUUUUUCAAUAAAAAUUAAUAAAGUGAGGUGAAUUCGGUAAUUUCAGUGAUUAUCUGCUGAUUUUACAAAUAAAGUCGUCUUGACGCAUCCAUCAUGGAGCAGAUUCCACCGCCGAAGGAGGUGAAGAUCCUCGAAACGGCCGAGGAUAUUCAGGAGCGCCGUGAACAGGUGCUGAACCGCUAUGAGGACUUCAAGCAAGAGGCGCGCGCCAAGCGUGAGCGCCUGGAGGACUCCCGCCGCUUCCAGUACUUCAAGCGGGACGCCGACGAGCUGGAGUCCUGGAUCCAGGAGAAACUGCAGGCGGCCAGCGAUGAGAGCUACAAAGAUCCCACCAAUUUGCAGGCCAAGAUCCAAAAGCACCAAGCCUUCGAAGCGGAAGUGGCUGCCCACUCCAACGCCAUCGUGACCCUGGAUAAUACUGGCACGGAGAUGAUCAACGCUGGCCACUUCGAGUCUGAGACCAUUCGUAGGAGACUGGACGAGUUGCAUCGCCUUUGGGAGCUGCUGUUGUCCCGUCUCGCUGAGAAGGGCAUGAAGCUGCAGCAGGCUUUAGUUCUGGUGCAGUUCUUGAGGCACUGCGAUGAGGUCAUGUUCUGGAUUAGGGACAAGGAAACGUUCGUGUGCGCGGACGAGUUCGGCUCUGACCUGGAGCACGUGGAGGUGCUGCAGCGCAAGUUCGACGAGUUCCAGAAGGACAUGGCUGCGCAGGAGUACCGCGUCACCGAGGUCAACAAGCUGGCCGAGCGGCUCGUGCUCGAGGGGCACCCUGACAGGGAGACCAUUGUGAAGACCAAGGAUGAGCUGAACGAGGCGUGGCAGCGACUCCGUCAGAUGGCUCUGAUGCGUCAGGAACGCUUGUUCGGCGCACACGAGAUACAACGCUUCAACCGCGACGCAGACGAAACUAUAGCUUGGAUCUCUGAGAAGGACGUAGUGCUGGGAUCCGAUGACUUUGGACGGGACCUUGCAACUGUUCAGACUUUACAGCGUAAACACGAGGGCGUUGAGCGCGACCUGGCAGCCCUGGAAGACAAGGUGUCGUGCCUGGACGGCGAGGCGGGCCGGCUGGCCGCCAUCCACGCCGACCACGCGCCCGCCAUACACGCCAAGCGGGACGAGAUCACCGCCGCUUGGCAGAAGCUGGUGCAGAAGGCUAAGGAGCGCCGGUCCGAGUUGGAGUCGUCGUACGCGCUGCACCGGUUCCUGGCGGACUACCGCGACCUGGUGUCCUGGAUCGGGGACAUCCGCGCGCUCAUCGCCGCCGACGAGCUCGCCAAGGACGUGCCCGGCGCCGAGGCUCUGCUGGAGAGGCACCAGGAGCACAAGGGCGAGAUGGACGCGCGCUCCGACGUGAUGGUGUCGUGCGCGGCGGCGGGCGAGGCGCUAGUGGCGCGCGGACACCGCGCCGCGCCGGACGUGGCGGCCGCGCUCGACACGCUGGAGCGCGAGCACGCCGCGCUGCAGCAGCUGUGGGAGCAGCGCCGCGUGCUCUACCUGCAGUGCCUGGACCUGCAGCUGUUCUACAGGGACACGGAGCAGGCCGACGCCUGGAUGCAUAAGCAGGAGGCUUUCCUUGCCAAUGAGGACGUAGGCGACUCCCUGGACUCGGUAGAAGCGCUGCUGAAGAAGCACGAAGACUUUGAGAAGUCACUAGCGGCUCAGGAGGAGAAGAUCAAGGCAUUGGACGAGUUCGCGUCAAAGCUGAUACAGGGACAGCAUUACGCGGCCGACGACGUCGCCCAGCGGAGGGAAAUGUUGCUGGAACGCCGCGCGGCCCUGCAGGAGAAAUCUAAUCAGCGCCGAGCCCUGCUGGAGGACGCCUACAAAUACCAGCAGUUCGAGAGGGACUGUGACGAGACCAAGGGGUGGAUCAACGAGAAACUCAAGUUCGCUACCGACGACUCGUACCUGGACCCCACCAACCUGAACGGCAAGGUGCAGAAGCACCAGAACUUCGAGCAGGAGCUGCAGGCCAACAAGCCGCGCGUGGACGAGGUCACCGCCGCCGGCCACCGGCUGCUGGAGCAGCAGCAUUUUGCUCAGCCGGAGAUAGAGUCGCUGGUGGGCGAGCUGGGCGCGCUGUGGGAGCGGCUGGCGCGCGCGUCGGAGCGCAAGGGCGGCAAGCUGCAGGAGGCGGCGCAGCAGCAGCAGUUCAACCGCGCCGUCGAGGACAUCGAGCUGUGGCUGUCCGAGGUGGAGGGGCAGCUGCUCAGCGAGGACUACGGCAAGGACCUGACCAGCGUACAGAAUUUGCAGAAAAAACAUGCUUUACUGGAAGCUGAUGUGAGCUCCCACGCUGAAAGAAUCGAGGCUGUUCGAACUCAGGCCGAGGCCUUCAUCGAGAGAGGCCACUUCGAUGCUGACAACAUCCGGGCCAAGAGGGAUGCCUUGAUGAACCGCUACGCAGCUCUAGACAAGCCCAUGGCGAUCCGCAAACGUCGCCUGCUGGACUCUCUCCAGGCCCAGCAGCUGUUCCGAGACCUGGACGACGAGGCCGCCUGGAUCCGAGAGAAGGAGCCUAUCAUAGCGUCUACCAAUAGAGGUCGCGACUUAAUCGGCGUCCAGAACCUGAUGAAGAAGCACCAGGCCGUGAUGGGGGAGAUGGCGCAGCACGAGGCGCGCGUGGAGGCCGUGCGGGCCGCCGGCGCCGCGCUGCGGGACGCGGGGCACUUCGCGGCCGACGACAUCGGCGCGCGGCUGCAGCAGCUGGCGCAGCAGUGGCAGCAGCUGCGGGAGAAGGCGCUGCAGCGCAAACAAGAUUUGGAAGACUCCCUCCAAGCCCAACAAUACUUCGCGGACGCCAACGAAGCGGAGUCCUGGAUCCGGGAGAAGGAACCCAUGGCCAACACCCAGGACUACGGGAAGGACGAGGACUCCUCCGAAGCGCUGCUCAAGAAGCACGAAGCGCUUCUAUCGGAUUUGGAAGCGUUCGGGAACACUAUCAAGUCUUUGAGGGAGCAAGCUGAUGCGUGCAGGCAACAAGAAUCCCCUGUUGUGGACGUAUCGGGCAAAGAGUGCGUAGUGGCGUUGUACGACUACGCUGAGAAGUCACCGCGGGAGGUGUCCAUGAAGAAGGGGGAUGUGCUGACUCUACUCAACUCUAAUAAUAAGGACUGGUGGAAGGUGGAGGUGAACGACCGCCAAGGCUUCGUACCAGCCGCUUACGUGAAGAAGAUCGACGCCGGCCUGACCUCCUCGCAGCAGAACCUGGUGGACUCCAGCUCCAUCGCGGCCAGGCAGAACCAGAUCGAGGCCCAGUAUGACCACCUCCUGGGGCUGGCCCGCGAGCGGCAGAACAAGCUGAACGAGACGGUCAAGGCGUACGUGCUGGUCCGCGAGGCAGCCGAGCUGGCCACCUGGAUCAAGGACAAGGAAAUGCACGCGCAAGUCCAAGACGUCGGCGAGGACCUGGAGCAAGUGGAGGUGAUGCAGAAGAAGUUCGACGACUUCCAGAACGACCUGCGAGCGAACGAGGUCCGCCUGGCCGAGAUGAACGAGAUCGCUGUGCAGCUGAUGACGGUCGGGCAGACCGAGGCUGCGUUGAAGAUCAAGACUCAGAUGCAGGAAUUGAACACCAAAUGGACCUCCCUGCAACAGCUGACCGCCGAGCGCGCGGCCCAGCUGGGUAGCGCCCAUGAGGUGCAGCGUUUCCACCGCGACGUCGACGAGACCAAGGACUGGAUCGCGGAGAAGGAGGCGGCCCUGGCCACCGAUGACCUGGGCAAGGAUUUGAGAUCCGUGCAGACUUUGCAACGUAAACACGAGGGUCUCGAGCGCGACUUGGCUGCACUCGGGGACAAGAUCCGUCAACUGGACGAUACCGCCAACCGCCUGAUGACCAGCCACGGAGACUCCGCCGACGCUACAUACAGCAAGCAGCGAGAGAUCAACGAAGCCUGGCAGCAACUGCAAGCCAGGGCCAACGCUCGCAAGGAGAAGCUUCUAGACUCGUACGACCUGCAGAGGUUCCUCUCCGACUACCGCGACCUGAUGGCGUGGAUCAACUCCAUGAUGGCGCUAGUGAGCUCGGACGAGCUCGCCAAUGACGUCACCGGCGCCGAAGCCCUGCUUGAGAGGCACCAGGAGCACCGCACCGAGAUGGACGCCCGAGCUGGUACCUUCCAAGCUCUGGAGCUGUUCGGUCAGCAGCUGCUGCAGGGCGGGCACUACGCCAGCGUCGACAUCCAGGAGAAGCUCAACAGCAUGGGCGACGCCAGGCAGGAGUUGGAGAAGGCGUGGGUGGCUCGUCGCGUCAAGCUGGACCAGAACCUGGAGCUGCAGCUGUUCUACCGCGACUGCGAGCAGGCGGAGGGCUGGAUGCAGGCGCGGGAGGCGUUCCUGUCGCCGCCCGACAGCCAGGCGGACCAGGCGGACGCCGCCAUGCCCGACAACGUGGAGCAGCUCAUCAAGAAGCACGAGGACUUCGAUAAAGCUAUCAAUGCUCAUGAGGAGAAGAUCGCCCAGCUUCAAACCCUGGCCGACCAGCUGAUCGCUUCAGACCACUACGCCGCUGCCCCCAUCGACGACAAGCGACGACAAGUGCUCGACAGAUGGCGCCACCUCAAGGAGGCUCUUAUCGAGAAACGAUCCAGACUCGGUGACGAACAAACACUGCAACAGUUCUCUCGCGAUGCCGACGAAAUGGAGAACUGGAUCGCUGAGAAACUGCAGUUGGCCACCGAAGAGAGCUACAAGGACCCUGCCAACAUCCAGUCGAAACACCAGAAGCACCAAGCUUUCGAAGCGGAAUUGGCCGCUAACGCCGAACGCAUCCAGUCCGUUUUGGCAAUGGGCGGUAACUUGGUCCAGCGGGGGCAGUGCAGCGGCAGCGAGGAUGCUGUGCAGGCUCGGCUCGCGUCCAUCGCCGACCAAUGGGAGUUCCUCACUCAGAAGACGACCGAGAAGUCUCUCAAGCUGAAGGAGGCCAACAAGCAGCGCACUUACAUCGCUGCUGUCAAGGACCUGGACUUCUGGCUGGGGGAGGUGGAGACGCUGCUGACGUCGGAAGACUCCGGCAAAGACCUCGCGUCCGUUCAGAAUCUCAUGAAGAAGCAUGACCUCGUGGAGGCUGAUAUUGCGGCGCACGAGGACAGAAUCAACGACAUGAACGCCCAAGCGGACGCGCUGGUGGCGAGCGGGCAGUUCGACACGGCGGGCAUCGGCGCGCGGCGCGCCGCCAUCAACGAGCGCUUCGAGCGCGUGCGCAACCUGGCCAGCCACCGCCGCGCGCGCCUGCACGAGGCCAACACGCUGCACCAGUUCUUCCGGGACAUCGCGGACGAGGAGUCCUGGAUCAAGGAGAAGAAACUCCUCGUCGCCUCCGACGACUACGGUCGCGACCUGACCGGCGUCCAGAACCUUCUGAAGAAGCACAAGCGCUUGGAAGCCGAGCUGGCCAGCCACGAGCCCGCCAUACAGGCCGUGCAGGAGGCUGGUGAAAAACUGAUGGACGUGUCCAAUCUUGGCGUGCCGGAGAUCGAGCAGAGGCUGAAGGCACUCUCGCAGGCGUGGUCCGAACUCCAAGCUCUAGCAGCAGAGAGGGGCGCCAAGCUGCAGCAGUCACUGGCGUACCAGCAGUUCCUAGCCAAACUGGACGAGGAGGAGGCCUGGAUCAGCGAGAAGCAGCAGCUGGUGGUGGUGAGCGAGUGCGGCGACAGCAUGGCCGCGGUGCAGGGCCUGCUGAAGAAGCACGAGGCGCUGGAGGCCGAGCUGGGCGCGCGCGGGGAGCGCGUGCGGGACCUCGCGGCCGCCGCCGACCGGCUGCUGGCCGCCGGCAACCUGCACUCCGAGGCGCUGGCCCACCGCAUGGGGGCGCUGCAGUCAAAACUGGAGAAGCUGACCGGCCUGGCGGCCCGUCGCAAAGCCGCCCUCGUGGACAACUCGGCCUACCUGCAGCUGCUGUGGAAGGCGGACGUGGUGGAGUCCUGGAUCGCGGACAAGGAGACCCACGUGAGGUCGGACGAGUUCGGCCGCGACCUCUCCACCGUGCAGACGCUGCUCACCAAGCAGGAGACGUUCGACGCAGGUCUCGCCGCGUUCGAGCACGAGGGCAUCCAGAACAUCACGGCGCUGAAGGAGCAGCUGGUGGCGGCGCACCACGAGCAGGCGGCCGCCAUCGCGCGGCGGCACGCCGACGUGAUCGCGCGCUGGCAGCGGCUGCUGGCCGACUCCGACGCGCGCAAGAAGCGGCUGCUGCAGCUGCAGGACCAGUUCCGCCAGAUCGAGGAGCUCUACCUCACAUUCGCCAAGAAGGCAUCAGCAUUCAACUCGUGGUUCGAGAACGCCGAGGAAGAUCUGACGGAUCCAGUGCGCUGCAACUCUAUUGAGGAGAUCAGAGCUCUGAGAGACGCUCACCAGCAGUUCCAGGCAUCGCUGACAUCGGCCCACAGCGACUUCGAAGCGUUGGCGGAGCUGGACGAGCAAAUCAAGUCGUUCAACGUGGGCGCCAACCCGUACACCUGGUUCACCAUGGAGGCGCUGGUGGAGACCUGGAGGAACCUGCGCAAGAUCAUCACUGAUCGCGACAUCGAGCUGACGAAGGAGGCCCAGCGUCAGGAGGAGAACGACAAGCUGCGCAAGGAGUUUGCCAAACACGCCAACGCGUUCCACCAAUGGCUCACAGACACACGGUACCGGCUGCUAGGCUGGGACGGCACAUCGAUGAUGGAAGGCACUGGGUCGCUGGAACAGCAACUGGCUACACUGCGUCAGCGCGCCGUAGAGGUCCGCAACAGGAGAGCCGACCUCCGCAGACUAGAGGAAUUGGGCGCGGCCCUGGAGGAGCACCUGAUCCUGGACAACCGCUACACGGAGCACAGCACGGUGGGGCUGGCGCAGCAGUGGGACCAGCUGGACCAGCUGUCCAUGCGGAUGCAGCACAACCUCGAGCAGCAGAUACAGGCCAGGAACCAUUCUGGUGUAAGCGAGGACGCCCUGAAGGAAUUCUCCAUGAUGUUCAAGCACUUCGACAAGGACCGCUCCGGCAGACUGAACCACCACGAGUUCAAGUCCUGUCUCCGAGCCCUGGGCUACGACCUGCCCAUGGUGGAGGAGGGGCAGCCGGACCCCGAGUUCGAGGAGAUACUGAACGUGGUGGACCCGAACCGCGACGGCCAAGUGUCCCUGCAGGAGUACAUGGCGUUCAUGAUCAGCAAGGAGACGGAGAACGUGCACUCGUCGGAGGAGAUCGAGAACGCGUUCCGCGCCAUCACCGCGCACCAGGACCGCGCCUACGUCACCAAGGACGAGCUAUAUGCGAACCUGACCAAGGAGAUGGCGGACUACUGCGUGGCGCGCAUGAAGCCCUACGUGGACCCGAAGACCGAGCGCGGCGUGCCCAACGCGCUCGACUACAUCGACUUCACGCGCACGCUCUUCCAGAACUAGGUCCGAUGCGCACGCGCCUCUUAUUAUACGCAAACGUGUAACGUCGUCUUUCAUUCCUGAAUCAGAUUUCCUUUGUAUUUGAUUUUGUGUCUUUUUUGUGGAGUUUUGGCCUUGAAGUGUUGAUUUUAUCUUGCUUUUUGUUUGACAUUCGUUGAUUAGUUAAUUUCUGCCUAAAUUAAAAUUAUUAUUAACAGUACUGCUAACUGUUGAAGGUCAUCAAAGCGUAUGUUAACGUAACUUACGUUAACAUGAUUUGUUUGAAAAAAUAAUUUGGACUAUUUGAGAAAGGAAAAUACAAUUAGAUACUUUUAUGGCAAAACAUGUUUCAUUACAAUUCACAAUAAAGACACAAAACUGAACAUACUGAUGUGAUCGCUUAUUUAUUUUAUCUGUGCAAUUAAGGUCCGUUUCUGCAUUAAAAAAAUAUAAAGUUAUGUAGAUUUGUCAGAGAAAUUUUUCGCGCGGUUUUGGAUAUUGCGUCUGCUUUCGAUGUGAACGCCAGCAUUUUCAAAACACGCGGCCAUUUACCGUUGGUAAUAUGUUGGGGUCGAAUUCAUUUUCUCUGGACCUAGCAGAGAAAUACGAAGCUCCCAAAAUUUUGAAAUUCUAUUACGAUAUAUCUA